This is a messenger RNA of Priceomyces carsonii, 1248 nucleotides long. RefSeq lists its product as uncharacterized. The record is from RefSeq and is a predicted model, not a curated record. The transcript has 2 exons. Lineage: Eukaryota; Fungi; Ascomycota; Pichiomycetes; Serinales; Debaryomycetaceae. Bases 1 to 1248 code for a protein of 415 amino acids.
AUGUCAGGCAUUGAUCCUCGGAGAUAUGAGAAUCUACCCAAAAACAACAGCAACAAAGUCGAAUCUGUCAUUGAACCUUCCAAUAUAACAAAAUUCCCAACUGCUUCUAGCUCUUUUGGUGCCAACAAUGAAAAUGUAUCUGAUUCUUUUAUUAAUCGUCCAGCGACAGCGCUUUUAAAGGUUAUCGAUAAAUUCUCAGCGUUCUCUGGCUUGAGUAACAGUAACAACAGUGGGAGUACUUGGAAUAAAGUGAAUCAGUCAAUCGGUAAUAAUAAUAAGGAUAUUAAGGCUGGUAGCAUUAUGGCUCAUCAGUUACAAGCAAAAGUUGAUAAGCUCGUGCGCGUAGAAAAUAAGCGCAUCGCUUUACAAUCAGAUAUUGCAAAUGACUUGAUCAGUUGGGCAGUAGAAAUCCCCAAUGCUGAUUGUGAGACAAUGGUGAAAGAGUUUAGCUACCUAUUUGGCACACAAUGCGAAUCAAGUGUCCCACUUAUCGACAAGUUAGAGAAAUUGAAAUUGAGUUUCAAAUUCGUUAAUCAGCGAGAGAAGAAGUUGCGAGAUCUCGUGAACGCAAAAGCGAAGAUUAUUAAAGCUCUUCGAGAGAACGAGAUAAAGUAUGGCCCAAAUGCUUCUUCAACAACUCUACUUAAUGAAAAAUUGGAGGAAAUAGUUUGGAAUUUGGAUGUGUUAGAACAGCAAUACAUAAGGGCAAUUUCAAAAGAUUUGAAAGAAUCUUUAGUGGAUUUUGCGGUCGCUUUGCAAUCAACUUCAACAAAAUUGAACGAUGCAACAUCAGAGUAUUAUAAUUGCUUAUUCAGCUUAGAAGCAAAUGCAGAAUAUCAGAGAGUGUCACCCAAAAAAUAUUACAAUCAAUCUGGGAAUGGGUUGAAAGUGGCUUCAGCAAGUUUAUUUAAUGGUAUGAACAAGAGUGCCGUUGAUUCAGAAAAUUCCAGUGCUUUUAAAAAGGAGCACGAACCAAACGGCGGCUCCAGCCCCAUUAAGUUAUCCUCAAAUCGAGGACCUUUCGAAGGGAAAGAUAUUUCAUCUCUCUGUGCUGAGUGUGUUAAAAGUAAUCGCAAAAGUAGAUUAAUUACGCCGUGCACCCAUUCGAAUGCUCAAAAUUCGGACAGUGAUAGCCUCAAGCACACGAACAUUGAUGCCUCACCCGUGAAAAUUGGCCAAACUGACCCGAGUGUUCUUGGAUUUCGUUUCAGAGAACCCAGCUUUCAACAAAGUGAGCAAUGGAACUAG